UUCUGCACGAUAAUUAUACGUCAGUGUCAAAUACAAACAAAGACGGAAUUGCGAAGAGGUUAUGUGUUUUAAAAUCGGAUAAAAGAUAACAAAAAAUAAGCGUAAUUAAAUAUUAUCAUGGAUAUAUUGAGCGAAGUUUACUACAAGAGCGCAGCCGAAAAUGAAAGGAAUUUUCGUUUCUGGGAGAAUUAUUUACAGAGUUUGAAGAAUUUAGAUUUCAGUGAAUAUAGUGACAAGUUAAAGGUUCCUAUUUUAGUUCCAAUUGGUAGCAGGAUAUUGUUUAGGGGAGAGCUGAAACAUACAAAUGAAGUAACUGUUGCUCUGGGGGCUGAUUACUUCACCAAAUGUUCACUGAAACAAGCUGAAGUGCUGCGACAACAUAGAAUCAAAGAUGCUCAAUCUAAACUGGACAUCUUCCAGAAAGAAAAAGACUAUCUAGAAAAUCAGAUGUCAUUUACAAAGAAAAAUGUUUUUGAAAAUCAAGGGAAGGAAAUUAUUGAGUACUAUAGUGAAGAGGAUGAUAAAGCAUGGCGGUUGAAACAUAGAGAAAAUGUACGACAAUACAUACAAAACAAAGGUAAAGAAGAGAGGACUGAAGCAGAAGAUAUAACAGACGAAGAAUUAUGGAACAGACUUGAAGAGCUGGAACUGCAAGAAGAAUUAGAAAAUGAACUAAAUACAGAAGAUUACAAUCAAGACUUACCUACAAUUAAACAAGAUAAAGACAAUUCAUUAAUCUUAGAUGAAAACUUCUCCAAAACAGACCAACAAGAACAGUAUGAAAAAACGAAUCUUGAAAAGAGUGAAAAAGAAAUAAAUGCCAAAAGGGUUACUUUUAAAGAAAGUGAAACUUCGGAAGAAUCGUCAAAAAGUGACAUACUACAGCAUAUCAUGGAUAGACAGAAUGAAUUAGAGGAAAGACUAUUUGAAUUAAAGAAUAGAGAGAGGGCACAAACUAAAAGUGAAAAUGAUUUGAUGUCAAGGCUGGAUGAACUUGAACAACUUGAUGAACUGGAAGAUGAAAUGAACAGGUUAGAAGAAAUCAUUGAAAAUGAAGAUGUGGAAGAAGAAGAAGAUGAUGAAGAGGACUCAGAUAUACCAGAACCACAUAAGCUUGAAAGAAGGGUUUCCUUUAUUGAUGAGGAUGACAGUGAAACAUUAGAGCUCACUUUCAAGCAUAGUCCUGUAGAACCACAGCAUGAACCUUAUGACCCUGCCAAAGGUAUACAGAAACCUAGUGAUGUCUAUGCAGCACAUUCCAACCUCUUUGGGACCACAUCCAUCCUCAAAAAGUCAAAGUAUGAAGCAGUAGCUGAACCAAAAGUGAAAAAGCAGAAAAUUGUACUGUUUGAUAGUCAGGAUAGUGAAAGUGAAGAUGAAGAAAAUGAAGCUAUUGUGGUGAAAGAUGUUGUUGAAAAGGAAAAACAGUCAAAACCUGUUUUGUUAAGCCAAGCAAGGCCUACAAGUUUGUUUAAGAAGAAAAGAAUGCAAAAGAAAUCCUAAUAAAUCAAUGUAAAGGGCAAAAAUAUAAAAUUAUUAAUCCUAUUAU
Molecule: messenger RNA, 1549 nt
Organism: Helicoverpa armigera (cotton bollworm)
Lineage: Eukaryota; Metazoa; Arthropoda; Insecta; Lepidoptera; Noctuidae
Gene: uri
Product: unconventional prefoldin RPB5 interactor-like protein
Exons: 4
Coding region: 118-1503 (461 amino acids)
Biological process (GO): negative regulation of transcription by RNA polymerase II; negative regulation of phosphatase activity
Molecular function (GO): chromatin binding; transcription corepressor activity; phosphatase inhibitor activity
Source: RefSeq, a predicted model, not a curated record